Messenger RNA from Medicago truncatula (barrel medic), 810 nucleotides. RefSeq names its product zinc finger protein ZAT1. NCBI's taxonomy places the organism in Eukaryota, Viridiplantae, Streptophyta, Magnoliopsida, Fabales, Fabaceae. Gene Ontology annotation, biological process: regulation of DNA-templated transcription. The coding region runs from base 1 to 810 and encodes 269 amino acids. The record is from RefSeq and is a predicted model, not a curated record. The transcript has a single exon.
AUGGAGAACAAUGGUAGAGUGUGUCUCAUUUGUAACAGGUCAUUUUCUAAUGGAAAAGCUUUGGGGGGACAUAUGAAAUCCCACUAUGCCAAACUACCAAUCCAUCCAAAACUCCCGAUCCAUCCAAAACCCCCAAUCAACAACCAAGUACUUGAAUACUCAGCUGACUUGGCCAAACAUCCAACUCACUCUAUCUCUACAUCUUCACCAUCAAUUGUUAGUCCAAGAAAUAACUCAACAUACAAUCCUCAAGCUUUGAAAGUGAAAUUCAAAUGUACCCCGUCAAACUUUGGUAGGAAUAGUGUGUUUCAGUCUUGUCCAACAAACCCAACUGGAAAAAGAUCAAAACGCAAACCAAGACAGUUUCAUAUGGCUGAAGAAAGAGAAGAGAACACACAAUUUAACAUGGCUGAAGAAAAAGAAGAUAAUACACAAUUACAAUCGGUGUAUAGUGAUUUGGAUAUAGAAGCUGCUGAAACACUAGGUGUUAUUCUUAAGAAAGAAUGGAACCAAAUUGAGGACAAAUACUACACUGAGAAGAAAAAAGCAAGUGAAAAUGGAAACACCGUAUUUGAGUGUGAUAUUUGUCAUGAAGUGUUUCAAUCUGGCAAAGAUCUUUUCGGACAUGAAGAGAUCCAUAGGAAAACUACCAAUCUAGCAGGAGAGAUUGGUAGAAGUGGAAACAUAUAUGAUGUCGUAAAUGAAAAAGUGCAUAAGUGCGAAUAUUGCUUUGACAUCUUUGAAUCUGGUCACGUAUUGGAGGAACACACGAAGGUACACCUAUACAAUUAUUAUGAUUCUGACCCAUAG